Messenger RNA from Pelmatolapia mariae (spotted tilapia), 1425 nucleotides. Its product is annotated as matrix metalloproteinase-18-like. Gene Ontology annotation, molecular function: zinc ion binding; metalloendopeptidase activity. Gene Ontology annotation, cellular component: extracellular matrix. The record is from RefSeq and is a predicted model, not a curated record. NCBI's taxonomy places the organism in Eukaryota, Metazoa, Chordata, Actinopteri, Cichliformes, Cichlidae. Bases 1 to 1425 code for a protein of 474 amino acids. The transcript is spliced from 11 exons. Gene Ontology annotation, biological process: proteolysis; extracellular matrix organization; collagen catabolic process.
AUGAGGUCUCUCACUGGGUAUAUUCUGUUCAGUCUGGCGACUGCAGUUCUCUCUGUGCCGCUUUCUGAAGUUUCUGUGGAAGAUGAAAGUUUUGCAAAGAACUACCUGAAGAAAUUCUUCAACCUCACAGAGGAGGAGGGUCCAGCUGUCAGAAGGGGCAUCAGCCCGUUGAACAAGAAGCUGGCUGAGAUGCAGAGAUUCUUUGGUCUCCAGAUCACUGGGUCUCUGGAUGCUGACACUUUGGCCAUGAUGAAGAAGCCCCGCUGUGGGGUUCCCGAUGAACAGGUCGCUCGUUUCUCCACUUUUGGUAACAACCCUAAAUGGCAGAAACGCAGCCUCACAUACAGGAUAGAGAACUACACACCUGACAUGUCUGUGGCAGAGGUGGAUGACUCCAUAGAAAAAGCUCUGCAGGUGUGGGCUAAAGUCACUCCACUGAGGUUCACAAGGAUCUACAGCGGCAUUGCUGAUAUUAGGAUCUCCUUUGCUCGCCGGGCACAUGGUGAUUUUUCCCCCUUUGAUGGGCCCGGUAAGACUCUCGCCCACGCCUUUGCUCCCGGUACUGGCAUUGGAGGUGAUGCCCAUUUUGACGAGGAUGAAACUUUCACGUUCCGCUCAAACAGAGGCGUCGUCCUCUUCAUUGUCGCCGCCCAUGAGUUUGGUCACUCUCUGGGCUUAGGUCAUUCCAAUGUCCCUGGUGCUCUAAUGUACCCAACAUACUCAUACAGAAACCCUGACACCUUUGUUCUGCCUCAGGAUGAUGUUAAGGGUAUUGAAUACCUCUAUGGUUCAAACCCUGGUAACGAUCCCUCUGUGGUUGAUCCCACACCUCCCACUACUCCUGAUGCCUGUGAUUCUACCAUGGUAUUGGAUGCUGUCACAACCCUCAGAGGAGAGAUUAUCUUCUUCAAAGACAGCUUCUUGUGGCGUAGACUCCCUGGGAGCAGGACUCCUCAGCAAAGCCUCAUCAGAAGCUUGUGGCCUAGUGCCCCUGUGGACAUCGAUGCUGCGUAUGAGAGCCAACAGUUAGACACAGUGUUUCUGUUCAAAGGUCGUAAAGUGUGGGCCUUCACUGGCAACCAGCCCGUGCGGGGCUACCCUAAAACACUUACUGCUUUUGGUCUGCCAAAAGGAGUGAGGAAAAUCGAUGCUGCCCUUCAUGAUGUAAACUCUGGCAAAACUCUCUUCUUUGUAGGCAAUAAUUACUUCAGUUAUGAUGAGGCCAGAAAGACUAUGGAGCAGGGAUAUCCCAGACUGGUGAAUCAGGCCUUUACAGGCCUGACCAGCAAUGUUACGGCAGCUUUCCAGUACAGAGGUUUCACUUACCUCCACAGUGGACCCUACAUGUCUGAGUACGACCUGGGGACUGGGAAAUUGAAUCGUGUGUUGAGGAACAGUUACUUCCUGCACUGCACGAACCUCUAG